Messenger RNA from Echinops telfairi (small Madagascar hedgehog), 1528 nucleotides. RefSeq names its product ferric chelate reductase 1 like (gene FRRS1L). The record is from RefSeq and is a predicted model, not a curated record. Bases 16 to 420 code for a protein of 134 amino acids. NCBI's taxonomy places the organism in Eukaryota, Metazoa, Chordata, Mammalia, Afrosoricida, Tenrecidae. The transcript is spliced from 2 exons. Gene Ontology annotation, biological process: regulation of glutamate receptor signaling pathway.
GGGGGCGACGACGUGAUGGCGUGCGUCCAUGAUGACAAUGGGAGGGUCCGCAUCCAGCACUUCUAUAAUGUGGGCCAGUGGGCAAAGGAGAUUCAGAGAAAUCCUGCCAGAGACGAAGAAGGCGUUUUUGAGAACAACCGUGUCACCUGCAGAUUUAAACGCCCUGUGAAUGUUCCUAGAGAUGAAACCAUUGUCGAUUUGCAUCUGAGCUGGUAUUACCUGUUUGCCUGGGGGCCAGCCAUUCAAGGCUCCAUCACCCGCCAUGACAUCGACUCACCACCGGCCUCGGAGCGCGUUGUCAGCAUUUACAAGUAUGAGGACAUUUUUAUGCCGUCGGCUGCCUAUCAGACCUUCUCCUCUCCGUUUUGCCUGCUCCUCAUUGUCGCUCUGACCUUCUACUUACUGAUGGGAACCCCUUAACCCAGCUGCCCAGCCACCUGCUUCAAUGGAUUGGAAAGUCUUUAGUAGAAAUCUAUUUUUAAAGAAAAUUCAGUAUACUUUCAGCUCGUAGGAUUUUUUUUUUUUUAAUCAAGACUCAUUUGAUUUCAACUUUUUUUGACCGACAGAGCAAACCUCUCCAACUAGUCCAAGAGAGUUGGUUCAGAACGACCCUGUUCUUUGGGCAAGUCUUUCCAACGUUUCCUGCCACUGCUGAUGGCGCUUUCUCUUGGAGCAUCACAGCAUCUCCGAGUAGCUGGAAGAGGGUUAUUCUUGGCCUUGGAUGGUACUUGAGGCCCAGUAAGUCCACCUUCCUGUGUCCCACCUGCCUUGACUACAUGGUCAAAUACCGUGUGACAAGGUAGAGAAAGGGCUAAGCACGCUCCGAGCACCCUCUGCCCUUUCUGCUACCGCACAGCACAAGAGAGGAACUGAGUGUACAAGGGAGAAGGUCAGGGGAUGUCCCGAGUCUACAGCCAGCCUUCUCAGCAACAGUACUUUCAAGUUUCCAGAAAGCAGAAGACUUCCGCUGUUUGGACCACAGAUGGCAAAAAGAGUGAUUACAGUGAUAGGAAAAUGAUUCCUACUCAUCUGACUUUUCUUCUCAGUGAUUAGCUAUGGGCAACCAAUAUUACUGAUGUUUAGAAAGAUCUUUAGACGUGGAACCGUGAGUGUUCCUGAAGAUGUACAACUAUGUCCAUCAUAGAAAACAUGGGACUUCUUAGCGGUCAGAAUUGGCACUCUGCCACCGCUGUAUUUUAUAAACCAAGGUUUCCCGAGGAUUAGGGUGAAUUCUGUUGUCAAAGUCAAAAAUACUUUUAAAGUUUGGGUAAAUAUGUAUUAUAGAAGAUAAAUCAUCUUGAAAAACAUAAGAUAUUUUAAUAAUAAGUCAAUAUUCAUCGAGAUUGUAGAGAGUUAGAGUAGAAACUUUUUUUUUUUUUUUUUAGAAACUUAAUAAAAAAGUUCUUUGUGUAAUUGAAAACUAGGAAGGUGCCUGGUAAAUGAAUUCACCUACAGUAGUGGUUACCCAUUGGGCUGCAAUCCAAAAGAUAGGCAGCUUGAACCUGCCAACCACUCCUUGGGAGAAAGA